Paramuricea clavata is the source of this 1105-nucleotide messenger RNA. The record is from the annotation of a GenBank genome assembly. Lineage: Eukaryota; Metazoa; Cnidaria; Anthozoa; Malacalcyonacea; Plexauridae.
AUGUUGAAGAUAAACGCGCCUGAAAACUUCGAAUUUGCUAAGCCACAACUGUGGCCUGAAUGGAAACAGCGCUUUCAGCGUUAUAGAAUAGCGACGAAGUUAAACAAAGAAGACGAUGAAAUUCAAGUCAGCACGCUUAUAUACUCGAUGGGAAAGCAAGCAGAACACGUCUAUAAAACCUUUAGACUUGAGAAAGGCGAAGAAGGAUAUGAGACAGUUCUAGCACAAUUUGAUGCCUAUUUUGUCCCGAAACGAAAUGUAAUUCACGAGCGAGCCCGGUUUUAUCAACGCCGACAGCAUGCAGGAGAAACUGUUGAAGCGUUCAUCCGAAGCCUGUAUGAAUUGGCAGAGAACUGUGAUUUUGCCGAUGCACGAGACGAACAAGUUCGAGAUCGGAUAGUUAUUGGACUAUUAGAUAAAAACGUGUCGCAAAGGUUACAGAUGAAAGCCGGUUUGGAUCUACAAUCGGUGGUAGAAAUAGCAAGACAAUCGGAGUUAGCCGGUUAAAAGCCAAUUGAUCGAGCGUGAGUCAUUAGAGACAAAGCAGAUUGACGAAGUGCAACGACAAAGGAAUUAUCGCCGAGGUGAUGGGAACAAAAGACAGACGUUAUCAUUUCAACAACAACAGCGGUGUGGUAGGUGCAAUAGAAAGCAUGUUACUGAGUCACAAUGUCCUGCAAGAGGUAAGAAAUGUAGAAAAUGUGCUAAGAUAGUGCAUUUUUCCGCUGUGUGUAGAACUAAAACUAUACAAAGGAAAGCUGUUGGUGAAAUUUCAAAGAAGUCGGACGAACUUGUCCGAGAGUGGGACGAAACUUUCUUUUUGGGUUCCGUUAUGUCAUGUAACCGGGACAAAGAUCCCUGGCAAGUUGACCUUAAGUUGAAUGGGCAACCAACUAAAUUUAAGAUAGAUACCGGAGCUGAUAUAACAGUCAUACCAGAAGCCAUUUACAGUAAUUUAGUACCGCGUCCACCCCUUCAAUCAACAACAGCUGUCCUUCAAGGUCCUGGGGGAAUAAUUGCAUGUAUUGGUGAAAUUACUGCAAUUUUAUCAUAUAAAUUGGUGGAAUAUCCAGUUCGUAUUUUUGUUGUUCGGGGAAAAAUGUGA